AUGUUCCUGCUUUCCCUUGUAGCCUCCAGUGCCAGCUUACAGCUUGCUGGUGCCAGCACUGCCAGCCCAGCAGCAUCGGGCCAGUCUCCUGGAUCUCUGGAACUGGAGUUCAGCAGCCCCAGCCCCAGCAGCCAGGAAGCACCGGGGCAGACUCCUGGAUCUCUGGAACUGGAGUUCAGCAGCCCCAGCCCCAGCAGUCAGGCAGCACCAGGGCAGACUCUGGAACCUCAGGCACAGGAGUCCAGCAGCCCCAGCAGCAGCAGACAGAUGCCAUCAGCACCAUGCCACAGUUGCCCAGUGUGUGAGGGCAGCGGCCGCUCCAGCCACCCUGGGCCUGACCGACGGCAACACCAAACCCGGUACACCCGUCAGACCCAGACACCCUACACGUGGCUUAGAAGACUACAGGAGAGAAGCCGACUGCCAGCAACACGCUCUGUGAUCAAUACCCGCAGCCAGGCGGUGCCAAGGUUGUCCCAACGCUGCGCAUCACGUGAGACCCGCAGGUGCAGCGCCACCAGAGAGCAGCCAUCAGCGGCAUCCCGUGGCUCUGCACCGCUGCAACGAAGCAGGAGCAACAGACGCGGUGGGCCCAUGCGGGUGCGAGACCGCUCCCGCGUGCAGCGUCGGGCCCAAGCUCCCUAUGCACGGCCCAGAAGACGCUCCCAGGGCAGCCGCACACCAGCAGCACGAGCUGGGAGGAGCCCCCGCAGACAGGCUGCGCCCAGGCUGUCCCAGGGCUCACCAGCACGUGCGAGCCACAGCCGCAGCAUCACAAGGCAGCGGCCGUCAGCAUCAUCCCGUGGCUCCAGAGCACGACAAAGAGGCAGCGCCUCAAGAUCCACCGGGCCCGUGCGGGUGCGAGACCGCUCCCGCUCGCAACGCCGGGCCCAAACUCCCAGCACGCGGCGCAAAAGGCGCCGUUAGAGCAGCCACACGCCAGCAGCACGUGCAACGAGGAGCACACGCAGACAGGCUGUGUCGCGGCUAUCCCAGCGCUCCC
Pezoporus occidentalis (night parrot) is the source of this 1003-nucleotide messenger RNA. Its product is annotated as serine/arginine repetitive matrix protein 2-like. Bases 1 to 927 code for a protein of 308 amino acids. Lineage: Eukaryota; Metazoa; Chordata; Aves; Psittaciformes; Psittacidae. The transcript has a single exon. The record is from RefSeq and is a predicted model, not a curated record.